Rosa rugosa (rugosa rose) is the source of this 1202-nucleotide messenger RNA. RefSeq lists its product as uncharacterized. The transcript is spliced from 5 exons. Bases 413 to 646 code for a protein of 77 amino acids. The record is from RefSeq and is a predicted model, not a curated record. Lineage: Eukaryota; Viridiplantae; Streptophyta; Magnoliopsida; Rosales; Rosaceae.
UUAUGUGUCUGUAGUUGUCUUAUAUGGAGACUAUAGAUCUAGUCUCUAAACAAACAGGUUCAUAGUAUAAUAUGGAUAUUAUCUACAAUGAGAUGGAUUUCAUAUUCUCUCGUUAUAAGACAAUAUUGCACUCCCACUCUUCUUACUCAUCUCCUUCUGAUGCACAGAGAAGCCAUGGAAGAGGGGCUACUAGCUCUAUCAGGGUCAAAAUCCAAUAUCAAUGGAGCUUCAGGUGUUGUGGUUCUGAGCACAUUGGUCGCUCUCUGUGGUUCCUUCAGCUAUGGAUGUGCUUUUGUAGAUAGGAUACUCAUCAUCUGCUAGAUCAGGAUUUGUGGAAGACUUGGGCCUUACUGUUGCAGCAGUAAGUACUAGUAUUUUCAGAUUAUUUGUUUCUUUUGUUCUUUUGCAUUUGAUGGACUUUCUUGUGAUCGUUUUAGUACUCAAUUUUCGGUUUAACAAUGACGAUUGGAGGAAUGAUUGGUGCAUUAAGAAAUGGGACGAUAACGGAUCUCGAGUCGUAGAGGCACAAUGUGGUUUUUUUGAAAUACUUAGUGCUGCAAGGUGGCUCACUAUAGCAUUUGCACAGAAUGCUUGGUGCCUGGAUUUAGGACGGUUGUCAGUGGGAUUUGGCGUCGAAAGUAGGUAGUAAGAAAAAGAACUUGGGAGGAGAAGGUUCGACUCUCUUCACCGUACUCUUUUUUCAGUUUUCUUUUUCCUUUAUCUCGCUUAAUUAACAAUCCCUUUACUGUCAAUUCAAGGUUUACAAUAGAGGAAACCAGGGAUUGCAGAAGUGCUUGUGGGAGGCCAAGCGGUGUUUGAGAUUAAGGUGGAGGAAUGGGAGCAGUAAAGUCCUAAACCAUUUAGAACGUGAAUACCUUCUGGAAGAUUUGAACAAUUACAGGGUGAGUUGGAAUGUUGGUUGCUUAUGCAUCUCUAUUUUUAGCGUUGAAUUUAUAAACAUGUGUUGGGUUCAACUGGUUUGAUUAUAGGUGAUCUGUUGAUUUAGAGUUGGAAUGAAUUAUAGAGGGUGUUGCCAAAAGCUUAAUUGAAUUACAUGGGUUGUUGAUAAAGUAGUUGAUGCUAGCGUCAUAAUUGUGCAUGUAAGCUAAUAGUGUUCUUGGCUUUUCAGACCUUAUAUAUACAGUAGUUGAUGCUCCUAACUCUGUGAUUACAUCCUAUUGCCGCCUAAGACUAGGUAAACU